Messenger RNA from Python bivittatus (Burmese python), 2838 nucleotides. RefSeq names its product retinoic acid receptor beta (gene RARB). Gene Ontology annotation, biological process: cellular response to corticotropin-releasing hormone stimulus; regulation of transcription by RNA polymerase II; retinoic acid receptor signaling pathway. The record is from RefSeq and is a predicted model, not a curated record. Lineage: Eukaryota; Metazoa; Chordata; Lepidosauria; Squamata; Pythonidae. Gene Ontology annotation, cellular component: transcription regulator complex; nucleus. Gene Ontology annotation, molecular function: nuclear receptor activity; zinc ion binding; nuclear glucocorticoid receptor binding.
GGCUGCAUGUCCCCCCCCCUUUAUUCGGCUGGAUUGGCUGAACAGCCUGGAAAAUGGUAAAUGAUCAUUUGGAUCAAUUACAGGCUUUUAGCUGUGUUGUCUGUCAUAAUUCAUGAUUCUGGUCUGGGAAAAAGACCAACAGCUUACGUGCCAAAAAAGGGGCAGAGUUUGAUGGAGUUGGAUGUACUUUUAUAUGUCAUUUUCCCCCACACCUAGAGGAAGGCACUUUUGCAGACGUACUGGAGAGGGGAUCAUGUUUGACUGCAUGGAUGUCCUAGCAGUCAGCCCCGGUCAAAUGCUGGAUUUCUACACAGCAAGUCCAUCUUCCUGCAUGCUCCAGGAGAAGGCUCUGAAAGCCUGCUUCACUGGAUUGGCACAAACAGAGUGGCAGCACCGGCACAGUGCUCAAUCAAUUGAAACUCAGAGCACCAGUUCUGAGGAGCUUGUUCCCAGCCCGCCUUCCCCGCUUCCUCCCCCUCGUGUUUACAAGCCCUGUUUUGUUUGUCAGGACAAAUCUUCUGGAUAUCACUAUGGUGUCAGUGCUUGUGAGGGGUGUAAGGGUUUUUUCCGCAGAAGCAUUCAGAAGAACAUGGUUUAUACAUGUCAUCGAGAUAAGAACUGUGUUAUUAAUAAAGUCACUAGGAAUCGCUGCCAGUACUGCAGGCUACAGAAGUGCUUUGAAGUGGGAAUGUCCAAAGAAUCUGUCAGAAAUGACAGGAACAAAAAGAAAAAGGAGCCUUUAAAGCAAGAGUUCUUGGAGAAUUAUGAAAUGACAGCAGAGUUGGAUGAUCUCACAGAGAAAAUCAGAAAAUCUCACCAGGAAACGUUCCCUUCACUCUGCCAGUUGGGCAAAUACACAACGAACUCUAGUGCAGACCAUAGAGUUCGUCUGGACCUUGGGCUUUGGGACAAAUUCAGUGAACUUGCAACAAAGUGCAUUAUUAAAAUAGUGGAAUUUGCAAAACGGUUGCCUGGUUUCACAAGUUUGACAAUUGCAGACCAGAUCACGCUACUUAAAGCUGCCUGCUUGGACAUUUUGAUCCUCCGAAUUUGCACAAGAUACACCCCUGAACAAGAUACAAUGACAUUUUCUGAUGGCCUUACACUAAACCGAACUCAGAUGCAUAAUGCUGGAUUUGGUCCCCUGACGGAUCUUGUGUUCACGUUUGCCAAUCAGCUUCUGCCGUUGGAAAUGGAUGACACUGAAACUGGCCUGCUUAGUGCCAUCUGCUUAAUUUGCGGAGACCGCCAGGACCUUGAAGAACCAGCAAAAGUAGAUGAACUACAGGAGCCAUUACUAGAAGCUCUCAAAAUAUAUAUCCGAAAAAGAAGACCCAACAAGCCUCAUAUGUUUCCAAAGAUCUUAAUGAAAAUCACAGAUCUGCGCAGUAUCAGUGCAAAAGGUGCUGAACGUGUUAUUACACUGAAAAUGGAAAUCCCUGGAUCCAUGCCACCUCUUAUCCAGGAAAUGUUGGAGAACUCAGAAGGCCAUGAACCACUGACACCAAGCUCAACAGUAACCACAGUAGAGCACAGUCCUAGCAUUUCCCCAAGCUCGGUAGAUAAUAGCAGUGUCACUCAGUCUCCUCUGGUGCAAUAAGACAUUUUCUCCAACUAAAUUCCUAACUCUUCAUGUACAAGGAUGACAUUCAAAUAUUGUCUCUACAGCUCCUUAUUUUCUGAACUUUCACAUACACUACAACCCAAAAGGACCAAGAAUUGUUCAUAUGUAUCUAUAUUGUGUGAAGGCAUGAGUAUGUAUGCACACAGAGAGAAACACAGAGUAACUUGCAGCUUAAUUAGAAACCAUAAACUUUUAGAAUACUAAAGCUGCAAUCUAACACACACACACACACACACGUGCGCGCAUUGGGAGUAAGUCCCAUUAGGCCUUCCUUCUCUACGUUUAUAGGAUUGUGCUGCAAAUCUGUGAUUUCAUGAAAUAAGCAACCAGAUAAGUUGCUGUUGUUUCCUUUGAAUGUCCAACAUUACAAGUGACAAGACUGAUCUCAAACAAGGUUAAAAAGUUGUGGUUAUACCAUUUCUGAUGACUUUGUACAUAAAAAAUAUAUGAAUCUGUACUUUCUAUACUGGAUGUUUGGUGCUUUCCCUUUUUUCUUGUGUCCAUGAAAUGCCCCAGACAUCCCUUAGAAGAUGGACAACAUACAUGUCCAGAUAAGAACGUUUUAAGAGACACAGUCUUAAUUAGGAUGAAAACUUACCAUUGCUCUUUUUUAAAGACCUCAGUGUAUUACUUCUUUCCCAGCAAAAGAUCAAAGAAUUUCACUGCAAUAGCAGAAGUAACUUCUAUGGGAGUGUAACUGCCAGCUCGGUUAUUUGAACAUAAUUUGUUCUAUUGUUAAUGUCACUUUAAAAAUAUACAAAGGGUUUAUUACUUGGUUGACUUCUCCACAUUUAAAAAUACAGAAAUUUUACUUCACUUAUAGCCUUCAAGGCAAAAACAAUUUACAGUGUUAUAAUGUUACUUUACUUGCUCACAAGCUAUUAGGGAAACUUGGUGGAAUAAUAACCAGGCAUAAUCACUACCUCUGAGUCGGUGGCACUAGUGAAAAAAACACUCUGGAGAAACUGUUCCUCAGCCCUCCCAUUCUUUUCUCUGGCAUCACAGGGCUGGCACUAGAACACCCAGAAGCAGACGAUGGAAUCUGCCUUUAUGACUUUGCUAAUCACCAUAAAACAGAGUGAAAAAUGUGGUAGAAUGGUUACAAUUUUUUAAAGUGUCAGUUUUUUAGGUUUCAUUAAAAGCACUAGUGGAUUUUUUUUAUAUAUUCUAGCAAGUCUGUGAUGUACUUUCACUGGCUCUGUUUGUACAUUGAG